AUGAUUUCCCCACUCCGUCCUGUUCUCUUCCUUCUUCUCGUGGGCACCACCUCGGCUGGUAUUGUGUUCUCUCGGAAUGCGGAUGGAUCGUUCAGUGCGGUUCCGAACAACGCCGCAGUGUUUGAAGAACAUGCUGAUGGUUCCGACGAACAUACGCAAAGUCUUGUGGACGCAUUGGAAAGCAAUAUUGAGAAGGACUUUGAGACUAGUAAGUGAAGGGCCGCUAUGUACAUUUAAUGCACUGAAACCAGGGCUGGGAAAUUGCCGGUAACGGAUUUUUGAGAGCCUGGCUGAGACUGGACUUUUUGGAUCAAUUGCAAUAUCCCAAUCGGACCCAAACUUUCGAGUCUUAAAAAACCCGGGUUUUUGGCCUUCAUUUACUGUGUCUCGGGACCAGAUGAUGCAAUUAGUCUGAGACUUAGACCCAAGAUACUUCAGAACGAGUUGAAGGUGCCUACAAAGUUCCGGUCCGAUCGGAAUAUUGAAAGUGGUCCGUAGUCUAUGGGGCCGACAUUUGCCCAGUAUUGAUUGAAACCUUUUCAGACAUCUCUACGGUCCCUGAACACAUUGAGCAGAACGAUGACCACGUUGCCCAUUCACCGUUAGACGAUGAAGACAUGGAUCUGGUUCAUGAGUUCAUCAAGGACCGCCAGGUCAACAAGACUGGACAACUCCGCUACUCAGCCCUGGCUACCGUGGAAAAAGCCAUGAUAAGCGACAUCAUCCGUCUCAUCAUGAAAAACGAUGAGUACAUGCUUCUCCUUAACAAGCCCCGAUUCCCAGACCUCGUCUUCAUGAUCAAGGAUAUGAUCCGCGCACCGACCCAAGAAGUGCUCCGGCGUCAAGUAUGGAGCAAGUUGCUGGCAGUUCAGGCUCACUACAAAAAGCUGUACGAGAAGUACAACAACGAAGAGACCAAGUCGGAGGCUAUGGGCUUCCUGGAGCAGUUGCAGAGGAAGAUGGAGGCGGACAAACUGAACGUAAACGACACAAUCAAUCUGAAUCUGAAAAUGAAGACGUUGGCGUAUUUGAUGCAAGAGAAGGUGUUCGGUGAAAAAGUGAGCGAGUUGGAGGAGAUGUUAAAUUGGCCCGAGAGAAGUGAGUUUGAAAUAUAUACUUUUAAUGUUUUUCGAUUAACUGAAAUUUCAGAGUCCUCCAAAAUCCGAAAGAGUGUUGCUUCAACCACAACACCAAAGUCUUCAAGUACAACAUUAGCUCCAAAGAAUUCCACCCAGGAGAUUGAGACGAUUUCCUCGACAAAGAGCCACCUGGAUGCGAGGAACGGAACUGAGGCGGUGAAGAAGUCUGGAUUCCUUUCUGGAAAUCGUGUGGUGGACAGGAUCCAGAAGGCGACAGAAGCUGAGCGUUUAGAGAUCUUGAAACGUGCUGAACAUCCGACAAGCCGAAAUUCAACUGCAAAGCCUGAAGUUUUGAACAAUUCCACUCCCCUUAACUCAACUUCUAUCCCUUUGCAAACCACAGCUAAUGCAUUGAAAACAGUUGACGAGCCUGUGAAAAACGGCGCAAAUGUUGCUGAGAAGCGAGAUUUUGUUGCCUCGGAAGAGGAUUAUUAA
Caenorhabditis sp. 36 PRJEB53466 is the source of this 1574-nucleotide messenger RNA. The record is from the annotation of a GenBank genome assembly. NCBI's taxonomy places the organism in Eukaryota, Metazoa, Nematoda, Chromadorea, Rhabditida, Rhabditidae.